UUGUAAAGGCACCUGGAGGAGUUUGGAGCAAUGCCACCACCUUCGGACAUUGUGAAAGUAGCUGUUGAGUGGCCAGGUGCCAAUGCCCAGCUGCUGGAAAUAGAUCAGAAAAGGCCUCUUGCAUCCAUCAUCAAGGAGGUCUGUGAUGGGUGGUCGUUGCCAAACCCUGAAUACUACACCUUGCGGUAUGCUGAUGGUCCUCAGCUGUACAUCACAGAACAGACUCGCUGUGACAUCAAGAAUGGAACUAUCCUACAGCUGGCAGUCUCCCCGUCUAGGGCAGCUCGCCAGCUGAUGGAGAGGAUCCAGUCACACAGUAUGGAAGCCCGACUGGAUGCCAUGAAGGAACUGGCUAAACUUUCAGCAGAUGUGACCUUCGCCACAGAGUUCAUCAACAUGGAAGGGAUUACAGUGUUGACACGGCUUGUGGAGAGUGGGACCAAGCUUCUGUCCCAUUACAGUGAGAUGUUGGCUUUCACCCUGACUGCCUUCUUGGAGCUCAUGGACCAUGGUAUUGUCUCUUGGGACAUGGUCUCAAUAACAUUCAUUAAACAGAUUGCAGGGUAUGUGAGUCAGCCUAUGGUAGAUGUCUCCAUCCUCCAACGAUCCCUAGCCAUUCUAGAAAGCAUGGUGCUAAACAGUCAGACUCUGUAUCAGAAGAUAGCAGAAGAGAUCACCGUGGGGCAGCUCAUUUCUCAUCUGCAAGUCUCAAACCAAGAGAUUCAGACAUAUGCCAUUGCCCUGAUCAAUGCUCUCUUCCUGAAGGCACCUGAGGACAAGAGACAGGACAAGCUGCUUAACCCACUAGAUCUGCCCAUCACUGAAAUGGCUAAUGCAUUUGCCCAGAAGCACCUGAGGUCUAUAAUCCUGAAUCAUGUGAUCAGAGGAAACCGCCCGAUUAAAACAGAAAUGGCACAUCAGCUGUAUGUGCUACAGGUCCUGACCUUUAAUCUCCUGGAAGAGAGAAUGAUGACCAAGAUGGAUCCCAAUGAUCAGGCACAGAGAGACAUCAUAUUUGAGUUGAGAAGAAUUGCGUUUGAUGCAGAGUCUGACAGCAACACCGUCCCUGGCAGUGGAACAGAAAAACGCAAAGCCAUGUACACCAAGGACUACAAGAUGCUGGGAUUCACUAAUCACAUCAAUCCAGCCAUGGAUUUUACUCAGACUCCCCCAGGGAUGCUGGCAUUGGACAACAUGCUCUACUUGGCCAAAUUUCAUCAGGACACCUAUAUCAGGAUUGUUCUGGAGAACAGCAGUCGAGAAGAUAAGCAUGAGUGUCCCUUUGGGCGCAGCGCCAUUGAGCUUACCAGGAUGCUUUGUGAGAUCCUGCAAGUUGGGGAACUACCCAAUGAAGGCCGGAAUGACUAUCACCCCAUGUUUUUCACCCAUGACCGUGCAUUUGAGGAGCUAUUUGCCAUCUGCAUCCAGCUGUUGAACAAGACCUGGAAAGAAAUGAGGGCAACAGCAGAAGAUUUUAAUAAGGUUAUGCAGGUUGUGAGGGAACAGAUCACACGGGCUCUCCCCUCUAAACCAAACUCCUUGGACCAGUUCAAAAGCAAACUGCGCAGCCUGAGCUAUUCUGAGAUUCUGCGACUACGCCAGUCUGAGAGAAUGAGCCAAGAUGACUUCCAGUCACCACCUAUUGUGGAGCUGAGAGAGAAAAUCCAACCUGAGAUCUUAGAGCUGAUAAAGCAACAGCGCCUGAACAGGCUUUGUGAGGGAAGUAGCUUUCGAAAAAUUGGAAAUCGCAGGAGGCAAGAAAGAUUUUGGUAUUGUCGCCUGGCUCUGAAUCACAAGGUGCUACACUAUGGAGAUCUGGAAGAUAAUGCCCAGGGGGAAGUGACCUUUGAAUCUCUCCAGGAAAAAAUUCCAGUUGCAGACAUCAAAGCCAUUGUCACAGGGAAGGAUUGUCCACACAUGAAGGAGAAAAGUGCACUGAAACAGAACAAGGAAGUGUUAGAAUUGGCCUUCUCGAUAUUAUACGAUCCUGAUGAGACCUUGAACUUCAUUGCACCUAACAAAUAUGAGUACUGUAUCUGGAUUGACGGGCUUAACGCUCUCUUGGGGAAGGACAUGUCCAGUGAGCUGACUAAAAGUGACCUGGACACAUUGCUGAGCAUGGAAAUGAAGCUGAGGCUCCUGGACUUGGAGAACAUCCAGAUUCCCGAAGCACCGCCGCCCAUCCCCAAGGAGCCGAGCAGCUACGACUUCGUGUACCACUACGGCUGACGGGGACCGAGCUGCACGGGCCGCUCC
Gavia stellata (red-throated loon) is the source of this 2256-nucleotide messenger RNA. It is a transcript of the gene ELMO2, whose product is annotated as engulfment and cell motility 2. The coding region runs from base 31 to 2229 and encodes 732 amino acids. Lineage: Eukaryota; Metazoa; Chordata; Aves; Gaviiformes; Gaviidae. Gene Ontology annotation, biological process: cell motility; actin filament organization. The transcript has 21 exons. The record is from RefSeq and is a predicted model, not a curated record.